CAUCUGCUCGGCAGAAUGAAGCCCCCUCAGGCCCCGUCUCCUCGAGGGUGUCCGGACCCGCCUGGGCUGUCCCCGACCCCCGCCCCGUCCCAGGGCCGAACCCUCCGGCUCCGGGCACGCCCCGAGCGCCGCUCCCGCCUCCCCGCCCGCCCUCGGCCCCGCCCGGCGCGUUCCGGCCCGGCCAUGGCGGGAGAGGGCGAGGAGGAUCUGGCGGCCUUCGUGGCCCUGCACGGGGCCGCGCUGCGCGCAUCGCGGGUCCCCACGCAGUACUGGGAGAGCCUGAGCCGCAAACUGCGCGGAGAGAUAUUUGAUGCCGGUGACUACUUUGGAAUAAUGCAAGUAGAAGAGGUGGAUGAGGAGGAAGAAGGUGAUGAAGAAAUGGAAGAACAAUUUAAAAAGCCAAAUCCUGGAAAUGGACCUUGUUUCAAAGUUAUUGUAACAAAUGAGAAUGGCCUUCAAGCCUCCAAUCCCAACAGCGUGUUCCUGGUGGACCACGCGUGGACGUUCCGCGCGCAGCACGCGCGGCAGCAGCUGCGCCGCGUGCCCGGCCUGCUGCACAGGAUGGCCAACCUCAUGGGCGUGCCCUUCCACGGAGAGCUCCCCGACGAGGGCAGCGUCGAGCAGGUGCUGCAGGAGAUGUGGAAGUACAACCAGACCUACCAGCUCUCUCAAGGGACUGCAGAGGAGAAGGUUCCUGUCUGGUACAUCAUGGAUGAAUUUGGAUCGCGCAUUCAGCAUUCAGACCAGCCGAGUUUUGCAGCAGCACCUCUGUUUUAUAUGCCUCAACGAAUUGCUUACACGGUUCUCUGGCCUUUGAGAGACCUUGAAACUGGUGAUGAAGUCACUCGUGAUUACGCUCACGGGGAGACGGAUCGCCUGAUCAGGAAGUGUGUUCUGUUGCCUUGGGUGCCUGCUGAACUGUUGGAUGUCAGCUGUUCUACUCCAGAGCCACCAGAUGAGCAUUACCAGGCAAUUUUAGCAGAAAACAAGGAAAAACUUCCUGUAGCGAUAAAUCCACCAGUUUAUGCCAAAGACAAAGUUUUCAAGGUUUUCACAGACAUUCAGCAAGUCCUCAGCAACCUGACACAUCCCCGUUUUGUAUUCACAGACAACGAGGGAGAAGCAGACAUCCUCUACAACUUCUCACACUUCAAAGAUUAUAGGAAGCUGAGUGAGGAGAAGCCUGAGGUGAUGGUGAACCAGUUCCCCUGUGAGAACCUCCUGACUGUCAAAGACUGCCUGGCAUCCAUUGCCAGACGAGCUGGAGGACCAGAUGGGCCCCGGUGGUUGCCUCGGACUUUCAACCUCCAGACAGAAUUGCCUCAGUUCAUCAGCUACUUCCAGCAGCGUGACAGAAGAGGAGAGGACAAUCACUGGAUAUGCAAACCAUGGAACCUGGCCAGAAGCCUGGAUACCCACAUCACCAACAACCUGAACAGUAUCAUCAGGCACAGGGAAAGCAGCCCAAAGGUGGUGUGCAAGUACAUCGAGGAGCCGGUGCUGUUCGAGCGCGACGAUGUGGGGCAGGUGAAGUUCGACGUGCGCUACGUGGUGCUGCUGCGCUCCGCCCGGCCCCUGCGCCUCUACAGCUACGACGUCUUCUGGCUGCGCUUCUCCAACAGGGCCUUCUCGCUGGAUGACUUGGAUGACUAUGAGAAGCAUUUCACUGUCAUGAAUUACGCUCCUGGUGUGACAUUGAAACAGGUGCACUGUGAAGACUUUAUUCCUCUGUUUGAAAAACAAUAUCCUGAAUAUCCUUGGACAAUGGUACAGGAAAGUAUUUUUAAGGCAUUUGCUGAAUUGUUCGAAGCUGCUUCAUCCAAACCUGCCCCUCUCGGCAUCUGUGAUUAUCCAUCAUCAAGAGCAAUAUAUGCCAUUGACUUGAUGCUUAAGUGGGACACCAGCAGAGAUGGGAAAAGAAUUAUGCAGCCUCAGAUCUUGGAGGUGAACUUCAAUCCUGACUGUAACAGAGCCUGCCAAUACCACCCUACGUUUUUUAAUGAUGUCUUCAGCACGCUGUUUCUGGAUGAAACGGACAACUGCCAUGUGACACGCAUUGUCUAACCACAGGAGACUCCAUCGAUUUCCUUCUCAGAUAUGCUCAACAGCAGGAUCUAUAUUUCAGUUCUAUGAGCUGCUGAUGCAACUGUUUUCCUAUACUGAUAACCAGGGAACAAAAUUGUAUCAGAAGAAUAUGCAUAUACCAUAUACUGUAUUGAUAAUCCCUUUGUCUGCAUUGUCCUCGUCUUGCUUUGUUCUUUCUGUAAAUCGUUGGUGUGUGUUGACAAAGUGUCUUGUUUAUUGAAUAUUGGAGACCUCAGAGUAGGACUUGUUUUUCAGGUAGCCUGAUUGCUUGCUUGCUGGGAAACAUUGCACAAGUUUCCUUGUGUCAACAUUAAAACUAUAAUUUACUGAAUCA
Prinia subflava (tawny-flanked prinia) is the source of this 2419-nucleotide messenger RNA. It is a transcript of the gene TTLL12, whose product is annotated as tubulin tyrosine ligase like 12. Lineage: Eukaryota; Metazoa; Chordata; Aves; Passeriformes; Cisticolidae. Gene Ontology annotation, cellular component: cytoplasm. Gene Ontology annotation, biological process: protein modification process. The coding region runs from base 16 to 2064 and encodes 682 amino acids. The transcript has 14 exons. The record is from RefSeq and is a predicted model, not a curated record.